CAGGUUUGUUUUGUUCAUCCAGUUCUCGGGAAAGAGCAAUGGAGGUGUGGCCAUCUACAGAUGGAAUUCCCCUGAACUCACCUGAGCACCCCUCCCCCUUCCUUACAGGAGUAUAAAGGUGUUCAGGUGUUAAAAGCAGCAACAGGUGCAUCACAGUUACACACAGAGGAGACGUAACCACAUACAUACACUGACGCACACUCACUCUGAGGAUUCAGACGGCUUCCUAAACGUUCCCACACCAGACUGUCUCACGCUGUAAACAGGUAAGGCAAGUUUACUUCAUCUUUUAUUUCAGUUUUGAUUUCUGAAUGUUAAAAACUCCUACAAAGCAGAUUCUGUUAAACAUGAUCAUUGAUAGUAAUUAAAACAACAAUAAAAAAUGAUAAAUUAUUACAAACAAAAAUAGAUUUCCUGAGAGAGUUUCUGCAACAGCUUUCCUCCAAAGUUUAUCUGUAACAUUCUUCCUCAGAGUCUCCAUGUCAUCACCGUGCCUCAGCAGCGUCCUGACCUGUGCCAACCUCACCAUGUACCAGACCAGUGACACACUGUUGCACCAGGCCAAUGUGCUUCCCAGUAUCAACACAGUGCAGACCAGUAACAACUGCCUGCACUCCAGUAACCCAGCAUAUAGCUCCAGCAUUACCGGUAAGAGAAGCUGUUUUACUGUUGAUGAUUCAGUUUUGUUCGUUGUCUUUUUAAUGUGUCAGAGAAAUUUCAUCUCUUAGCUGCUGGAUUUAAUAGUUUGUGUCAUCUAAGUGAGUCAAAUCUAACAAACAGUUUAAUACCGCCUGUUUAUAAUCCAGUCAGAGUUUCGACUCUAGUUUUAGGUAAGCCUAAUCACAGGGUAAACACUGUCCUGUAUUGUCAAACGUCAGCGCCACCAUUAGCCUGCUGGACUUUGCUGUGACCUCCUUUGGUUUCUGUCGGUUCAAUCAUUGACCAGUCAGCUAAAGUUUAACUCAGUUUAACGGUCGGACAGAAGAAUACAGCCGCCUCAGCUAUCUGACAGCUCCAGCUUUGUUUCACUUACCUCAGAGACAUACAGUAAGACUGAUGAUGAUAAAGACCUGUACACCUUCAUCAUACGGCUGAGCAGCUCCACAUCAGACAGACAGAUAAUCAGGGGGACAACAAUAGCUAACGUCAUAUGAACCUCAAGAACAACAUCAGAAGAAGAAACCUGUUUGAAAUGACCUUUUUGCCUGUUUUGAAACACUAAAAGUGUUAGGAGGAGCAUGCCAUCUCUAAAAACACGCCGUGUCUGGCAGGAGAGGUAUGCUGUCUGACCUCUUACAUAAGCUCACCUGUGGUCUGUUUGCAGGAGAAUGGUACAGACACAUCAGCCCUCUAUGCUGGUCAACAGAGAAUGUCCUGGAGUGGAUCAGCGACCACGUAGAAAGCACAAACUUUGAUGCCAGGACUUUAAGUCUAGCCUGCUGCUCCAUGGAUGGCCCUGCCCUCUGCACUAUGACCCGAGACCAGAUGAUGGGGGUCUUUGGCCCUCAGCUUGGACUGCAGCUUCAUCAGAGUCUGCAGGAACACAAGGCUAAAUAUGGUAAAACUACCAGCAUCUUAUUUAUGGUUUAGAGUCCUAGUUAUCAUGUGACCAUAACUCACAUGACAUCAUAAAAGGUCACAUCAUGUGACCAGCCCUUGGUGUGAAUUACCUUGUUUAUUUUGUCAUGGACUGAGAGACUUUAAUAUUAUGAUUGAUAAUAAUAAUAAUAAUAAUAAUAAUAAUAAUAAUAAUAAUAAUAAUACGUUUUUACGAAACGCAAUAAGGAAUGAAUCAAUAUGAAAUGUGAGUCACAUGACAUCAAUAUAGGUAUGUUAGUAUUCAUCAGAUGUAUUCAGUCCUCCACCAUCUCAUUUUUUCCUGUUGUUGUGUCAUUUUCUCAGAGAUGCAGAGUUUUUCUGGACCAGAGCUAAAUGAGACCUGCCAGCUGCUGGAUCACUUCCUGGACAACCUGAACUUCCCUUUGCUCAGCACCAUCAGGAUUGGCCAAAGUUAGUAUCCUGCAAACAAGCAUAAACUGAUUUUGUGUAGAACUGAAGGCUAACCCCCACAAACUGCCAACAGCUGAAGGACCUGAGAGCAGGAGAGAGUUUGACUUCAGGGACGAUAACGAUCUGAGCAGUCUGUCUCUGGAGCCCGUGAUGCCUUGGGGAGACUCUGAGUACCUAUCUGAUAAUCAGUCUGACAGCGAGUUCAGCUCCUCCUCCAACAGUCAGUAUUUUCUUUUCAUGUGUUUCUCUUUGUUUCAUGUUCUUCACGUUUUCUCUACUUUAAAAAAUUGAUCUCCUGUGUUCAGGCGGCACAUUUGGCUUCUCAAACCUUGGCUCACCAGAGUCUGGCAGCUGUGAAUCAGACCCUGAGUUCUCCUACCCCUCUAUUUCAAGUAAGUAAGCAGAAAAAGUGCUGGUUUAUUGGGCUCCCUGGAUUUAGAAGAUUAUUAAGGUUUCUAGUUUUUUAGUUUAAUUGACUUUUAUAAAUUACUGUUUUGUUGACAGAGGUUCACAUAAAAACAGAAAAGGAAGAGUGUCGUCAGAAGCGACCAAGGGGCCGGCCUCCAAAAACCAGUCGAGAGAACAGCAACAGCUUUUACGAGACCCAGAAAAAGAACAAACAUGGUAAGGCUGUGUUUGGACUCUGUAUCUUUCUUUUCACAGAGCAGCUUUAGAAAAAACAGCACCACAUACACACGCACGCACACACGCACGCACACACCUAAACUCACCAGGUCCUUUGUGCGCAGCUCCUCGAGGCACUCACCUUUGGGAGUUCAUCAGAGACAUCCUGAUUCACCCGGAGAGGAACCAGGGCCUAAUGAAGUGGGAGGACCGCCGUGAAGGUGUCUUUAAGUUCCUGAAGUCUGAGGCUGUGGCUCAGAUGUGGGGCCAGAAGAAGAAGAACAGCAGCAUGACUUACGAGAAGCUCAGCCGGGCCAUGAGGUAAGUAGCUCACAGAGAUCAAUUACUCCUAAUCAACUCUAAACUUCAUAAUAUUCCAUAUUAACAGAGUUUUGGUUCAAAGGUCACAGACCAUCUUUUAGACUUCAUGAGACAGCUUUAAUGUUAGCUGAUAGUGUAAAUGCUCCAAAACAGGAAAAUAUCAUUGAUUACAAUAGAGACCAGAGCUUUGCUUUUGAAAAAUGAGAAAUGUAUCAGCGGUACUUCAGGCCAUAGAGGGCUCAUAGCUUAAGUCUUUAACUAGGACUAACUGGCCCCUCACCUGCCCCUACAGGUAUUACUACAAGAGGGACAUCCUGGAGCGGGUGGACGGCCGGAGGCUAGUCUAUAAAUUUGGAAAGAAUUCGAGCGGCUGGAAGAUGGAGGAGAUUGGCAUGUGAGCUGGAAGAAGUAAUGUUUAAGACACAAACUUCCUCUCAGAGGGAAGGUGUUGCAGAAAAUGUAAGCCAGUGUUUUUGGCUCCUGUAGGUUUUAUGAACCGAUAUUAAUGUGGUCAUGUUUUAUGUUUCUUGUUGUUGUCUUUGAUGACUGAGUCUCUGUCAGUCAAACCGGGAGAAAAAAAAAAGCUCUUUUAUUUGUACAGAACUUACUCUGACCUAUGUAACUGUUUCACAUCUGUGCUGUUUCUCCGUCUUUAUCUCCAUGCAGUCUGUUUAGUUUGCAGACCUUGUUGUCGUACUGGAGACCAUCUUAUUUUGAUACUCUUAUUUAAUGUGUUGUUACAGGGUGAAGUUUAGUUUGGAUCUUAAAGAUGGACGAUGUUUAUGAAAGUCUGUUGAAGGACAGAGAAUGUAUGAUAAAUGUGUCUUCAUCACAUUUUCUCAGAAAUGAUGUGCACUACAUGUCUAUCAGUAUCACUUAUUAUCAAGUGUGUUUACACAAUUUGUUUUGUACGUGUAAUCAUUGUUUGUAUGAAUCAAAAAUAUGAAGAACAUUGAGUGAUUUUUUUUACUUAAACCAAUUCUUUGAAAAAUGUCCAAAUAUUUAUGAAACCAUUUUUUUUUCUGUUUUUAUCACAACUAUAGUUGACAUCUAUUGGCUCUUGCAACUCUUUUUGUAAUGAAUCGUAUGAUAUUAAAACAAUAAACAAAUAGAAAAGGUAA
Messenger RNA from Xyrichtys novacula (pearly razorfish), 4076 nucleotides. The record is from the annotation of a GenBank genome assembly. Lineage: Eukaryota; Metazoa; Chordata; Actinopteri; Labriformes; Labridae.